GCACCACAAAGGGCACGCUGCCCAGCCAGCACCAGCGCCCGCGCCAGCCAACACAAAGGACGGAGCCCGCCCCGGCCACACAGCAGGUUGGAGGGUCCAGAAGGGUCUUGUGACUCCAUGGACACUUAGCCAGGGCCGUCCAUGGGUGAUAGGUCCCCACGCGGACACAAGCCACCCAGCCCAGGAGGACCUAGAGACCGGCGUGGAUUCAGUGAGUACCAAAUACCUGGAGGCCCACAGAUGUGAGGACUGUCCCGGCCCCAAGCCAGCACCAAGAGCCCCCCAGCCUGCACUUGUCACCCCUGCUCCCAGUCAACCAGGCUGCCUGGGGCUGAGAAGAUCUAACCCCCCCAAAUGGCUUCGACUGGCCUUGAGCUUCUGGGCAUGACUCUGGCGGUGCUGGGCUGGCUCGGGACCCUGGUGUCCUGCGCCCUGCCCCUGUGGAAGGUGACGGCCUUCAUUGGCAACAGCAUCGUGGUGGCCCAGGUCGUGUGGGAGGGGCUGUGGAUGUCUUGCGUGGUGCAGAGCACCGGCCAGAUGCAGUGUAAGGUGUACGACUCGCUCCUGGCGCUGCCCCAGGACCUGCAGGCCGCCAGGGCCCUCUGCGUGGUCGCCCUCCUGCUGGCGCUGCUGGGCCUGUUGGUGGCCAUUACGGGUGCCCAGUGCACCACCUGCGUGGAGGAUGAGGGCGCCAAGGCCCGCAUCGUGCUCACCGCCGGGGUCAUCCUCCUCCUGGCGGGCAUCCUGGUGCUCAUCCCGGUCUGCUGGACAGCCCACGCCAUCAUCCAGGACUUCUACAACCCUCUGGUGGCCGAGGCCCUCAAGAGGGAGCUGGGGGCCUCCCUCUACCUGGGCUGGGCGGCAGCGGCCCUGCUCAUGCUAGGUGGGGGGCUCUUGUGCUGCACAUGCCCCCCACCGCAGAUUGAGCGGCCCCGUGGACCCAGGCUGGGGUACUCCAUCCCCUCGCGCUCAGGGGCCUCAGGGCUGGACAAGAGGGACUACGUGUGAGGACGAAGCCUUCUCCAGGAGCCCCAACCUCCCGCGUGGCCUCCACGCGACUGUUCCUUCUACUACCAGCCCUGCUCCCCAGGAAAGCGGCACAGGCUCACCCAGGACUGGCACGGCUCGGCCACCGCGUCAGUGGUCCCGGUGCUGAAGGCAGGAAAGCUUGGGUGCUCUGCCCCCCCCUUCUGCUGUGUGGCUGGAACAGAACUGUAUGGAAGUUUCUGGCCCUGGGAACCUGGGCUUUUAACCCAAAGGGUAAAAGCUGUUUGCCCUCCCUGCCUUGAAAUUCACUAGAACACCACUGCCAUCAAGAGGCCCAGGCUGCCCAUCUGUCCGGCUCCCCACCCCCCCCCAC
Molecule: messenger RNA, 1360 nt
Organism: Dipodomys spectabilis (banner-tailed kangaroo rat)
Lineage: Eukaryota; Metazoa; Chordata; Mammalia; Rodentia; Heteromyidae
Gene: Cldn9
Product: claudin 9
Exons: 1
Coding region: 355-1008 (217 amino acids)
Biological process (GO): bicellular tight junction assembly; cell adhesion
Cellular component (GO): bicellular tight junction; plasma membrane
Molecular function (GO): structural molecule activity
Source: RefSeq, a predicted model, not a curated record